Messenger RNA from Bufo bufo (common toad), 1138 nucleotides. Its product is annotated as RNA-binding protein 4B-like. The transcript is spliced from 2 exons. Gene Ontology annotation, molecular function: mRNA binding. NCBI's taxonomy places the organism in Eukaryota, Metazoa, Chordata, Amphibia, Anura, Bufonidae. Bases 113 to 1138 code for a protein of 341 amino acids. The record is from RefSeq and is a predicted model, not a curated record. Gene Ontology annotation, cellular component: nuclear speck. Gene Ontology annotation, biological process: mRNA splicing, via spliceosome.
GGCUGGCCGGCCAUCUUUUGUGUGUCGGAUUGUGUGGAAAGCAUUGAGUGGAAGAGAGCGGAGGAGCGGGGGAGCAAAAGUAUUGGUAUAAACCUGACCAGAACCCCAAGCCAUGGUGAAGAUUUUUGUAGGUGGUGUAUCACCAUCUACUUCUCCUGAUGAACUAAAGAAGCUAUUUGAGAGGUACGGGCAGGUAAAUGAGUGUGAUAUCCUCAAAAAUUAUGCCUUUGUUCAUAUGGAACGCGAGCAGGAUGCCCAUCGUGCCAUUGGUGAGCUGCAUAAACAAGAAUUUUAUGGUUCUCAUCUCACUGUGGAAUAUGCGACUUCAAAGAUACGUAACGCUACCAAAAUCUAUGUGGGAAAUGUAUCAAGCAGAGCAACUACGUCACAAGUGAAAGAGUUGUUUGAAAAAUUUGGUAAAGUUGUAGAGUGUGACAUUGUCAAAAAUUAUGCUUUUGUGCACAUGGCCAAGGAGAGGGAAGCCAUGGAUGCCAUUUUGCACCUUAACGACACUCCACUGGAAGACCAGAAGAUUUUCGUCACGCUGUCUAAGAGCAAUAAUGCCCCCAAGAACUCCAAGCUAUCUUCUGCAACUGUGGUGGCGGCCUCAGCUGCACCUCCCCCACCACCUCCCCCGCCGCCACAUGCUUACUAUUUCCACCGUGGACGCAUACCACCGCCCCCAGCUCCCUUUUCCCCAUUUUCACCUCGCUCAUGGUACGAGAGGGAAUACUAUGAGAGGUACACGUAUGACUUCUACGACAGAAGUGGGCUUGGUGCUCGAGCUACAUAUGACAGAGCCCUCACUCCGGCUGCCGUGGUGGCUGCGGCGGCUGCAACCCUGCCCGCUGCCCCUGUGGCCGCUGCGCCCCCAGCACCACCAUCAAUCAAUGCAGCCUUGGCUCCUGCGGCAUACAGGGACAGAAGUCCAGUGGGGAGAAGAACGGCAGCAGCGGCAGCAGUGAUGGCACAAUAUGCAGAUCCCUAUGGUGCAUCUCAAGCCUACAGCCAGAGUUACAGCCAAGCCUACGCAUCUGCAUUCUCCCAGUAUAGCUUAGGAGCAGCAGGUUACAGUCCCGCCGAGUACUACGAGAAAUAUGCUAACGGGUAUGCAGGCCAAUACAGCCAAACUUAUUAA